Messenger RNA from Guyanagaster necrorhizus, 4930 nucleotides. RefSeq lists its product as uncharacterized. The transcript is spliced from 6 exons. NCBI's taxonomy places the organism in Eukaryota, Fungi, Basidiomycota, Agaricomycetes, Agaricales, Physalacriaceae. The record is from RefSeq and is a predicted model, not a curated record. Bases 47 to 4720 code for a protein of 1557 amino acids.
CGUCUCGCUUCCAUCACCGGCAUCGCGCUUGAGCUUGAAUAAUUGAAUGUCGACGCAGUUGGCUCCUUCUACUUCAGCUACCACGACGCCGCGUUGGGACAGUCGGAACACAAGCUUUAUUUCUCCUACUCGUCUGCAGGAACUCCGUGCCAAUACCCCUCGCCAUCACUUUACUUCAUCGCCCCAACAACAGCCGAUUCAAUCUUCUCAGCCCACUUCGCCGCUAUCCGCCCCGCCGAUGGAUGCUGCUCAGCGCCCAUCUCCACAGGGCCACGGUCGUGCUUCCUCUUUUUUUGCUUCAUUUCGCAAGCAACAGCAGCAACACCCCGACCCCCAGCAGAAUGGCCUACAGGUCCAGCGCAGUCCUUCCUUACUUUCACGAACAAAUUCUAAUAAUCCCAUCGGACCACCACCACCAUCUCAACACCCGGAAACCGCAGCUUCAGGCGCCCAGCGACCCGCAAUUGCUCGCCCACCUACAGUGACACAGACUAAUCCUAGCUGGUUAUCAGAACAUCCCGAAAUUCGCUCCGUUGUCGGCCUGACCAUCGCACAUGCUCAUAAAAUCUACUUCUCUGGUCCUCUCAUUCGUAAAAUUGAGCGUGGCGCCGACGGACAGCGACCUACUAAAGAUGAAGGAUGGGUCGACGUCUGGGCGCAGCUAGGCGGCACGACUCUCAGUGUAUGGGACAUGAAGCAGAUCAAAGAGGCCAGUCAGCAGGGAAAAGAGGUGCCACCUGCCUAUGUAAAUACUACCGACGCUUUUGUCACCGUUUUGGGCUCCAUUACGGUUCCUGCCACUUCUUCUCAACCCGCGCAACGCUACGCAAAUGUUCUCACUCUUAACACCGCAGGUUCAAACUUGCUAUUAUUUUCAUGUCCUUCACCAGAAGCACUCAUUUCAUGGGCUGCUGCCCUUCGUCUCUCCGCUUGGGAGAAAUCCCGUCUUGAAGAAAUAUACACUGCGCACUUGAUCAGAAUAUUCCUCAAAGCGCCCGAUAUGCCGUCAAUGCUCAAUCGCGGCCGCAUGGAAGGCUGGGCGCGGAUCCGUAUAUCUGGCCAGACCGACUGGAAACGUGUAUGGAUGGUCGUCAGCGCAGCGACCGAGGGCGAGCGUAACAGUAGCGAAGGCAAUGGUCCAGGAUCUCCGCCGUCAGUUGGAGUGGGGAGCAAGAAGAAGCGAAUGUCCAAUUUAUUCGCCCGUGAAGCCAGUCCUCAACGUUCAGGCCCAUCCAAAGCCAGCUUUACCAUGUUCGCAUCUCAGAAGGUCAAGGACAAAAGGAAGGCCCUUUUGACCAUGACUGAUAUUACCCAAGCCUUUGCCGUUUAUCCAGAGAGGCCUGAGCUGAUUAGCAGGAGCACUCUGAUUAAAGUCGAAGGCCACAUUGGUGUUGAGGAUACGGCUGGUGGAAUGCGGAAUCGUGAGGGCUGGGUUCUCGUAAUGCCAGAGCUGGAACCUGAAAUGAGCCAGGCCACUGAGAUGUUGAAAUGGGUUGAAGCCUUCCAUGACGCAUUUAUGCUAUAUGGACGUCCACAAUCAUGGGUAUGGGACCCUCGAAACCCCAUAUCUUUGAUGUUUGCCUAUCCUGUUGGACCACAGAAAGACCUUCUCUUCCUUGACAGGGAACUGGCCGAGACGCUGGACCCUCGAGAUGACGGAACUUCUAUCGUUCGGUCCCGACUUCUCGGUAUUCUCCAUGAUCGCAUGCGGGGCAUGGAGCCACCGGCGCCUCAAAAUCAUGCCCAAACGUCGUCUUUGCCCCCUACUGGUUCUGUCAAUGUUCCACAGCAGACCCGAACAUUCUUAUCUGGACCUCAGUUGCCACCAUUGAGCUUCGACAGCACACAAAGUCAACCUCAAGAACGGCAUCUUCUCACUCCCAUUACAGAGCAAAGCAGUAUUUACACUCAUGGUCGAUCGAUGUCUGUUGACGGGCAGAGCGUCUUAGGACGGCGGCAGUCAGCAAACGUGACCACUGCGACGCAGUCCCCUGUGCCUGAAGAAUCAGCUUUUCAGCCUCCUGAAGCUACGCCACACUCUCUCAGUUCAUUACCAAAGAGUCCGGUACAACCAUUAGUACCUCUACCCGAGAAGGAUAACAUGACCAGCACGAUGUCUAGUCAAGGACAAAGCCGUCCAAGCCUUGAAAUCCAGCACGCACCCAUCUCUAGUAAAAGGACAUCCUUGGAAGCGCCUUCGCUCCGAGUGCCAACUUCACCAAGGGUGCAAUCGCCUGUUUCAUCGAAACCGCAUCCAAGUUCUCAACCCGUUCCAUCUCCGACCACAUCUCCAGCUCUUGGAUUGCAUGAGAACCCACGUUCAUAUUCUCCUUCAUCGGUACUGACUUCGCCCUACUCUGUUGCCACUCAUUCGGCGUUAGGUGCAUCUGUGAUAACAUCUCCAUCUGCUUUAACGUCACCUUACUCCUUGGAAGCGGUGCCUGUUUCUCCUUCAUCACCAACUAUUGCAAGGCGAUCUCUUCAUCCAUCCCAUCUACCACCAAUACCUCAAGGAACUCCCCCGGGAGCAGCAGAAGACAGCAUUGGCGGUGAGGCGGGGGCGUUAUACUUCAUGCAGUUUGACAAUAAGGGACCAUCUCCAGCUGCAUCCCCACGUCUAGUAUCUCCACUUACAGAAAAUGAGAAAGACGAAGAUUCGUCGUUGAAUGAAUCAGAACUCAAGCCCACGAGCGCCACAAGUCGUGUGUCGAGUCCGGCUACAAGCAUGCGGUCACCACAUCUAACAGGCACACCCAAGGUUUUUGCGGACCAACCGGCGUCACCCCCGAGAGAUCGGAUGAGCCCGAUUUCGCGGCAGGCUCUCGGGCGUAAGCCAUCAGGAGCACGUGCUCAGACUAAAAAGGCGCAACGCGUCUCUUCACCGUCACCACCGCCCGUCCUCGAAGAAGAUACUCAGAGCGAAGACAGCAUGGAUCCAGAAAUUCGUAGGCGAGCGUCAGCCGAUAUUGGGCCCGUUGAUGAGGGAAACCUUGAUGCGCUGGCAGCCUUGUCCUAUCUCGACGAUGAUCAACCACCGCCGCCUUCUCACACGAUGAAAGGACACGUGGGGCCACUUCGACCUGGCCAUGGAGAGCAACCACUCCCGUCGCCGACAGCGCCUGGAGAACCGGGAGCACCCUAUAAGUCCUCUUUUGCGCCAUCCAAGUCGGCGACAGAGCGGAAGGCGAAGGUUCAAGCGCAACAAGCAGCGCAGCAAGCGGCUGCCCACCGUCCCGGACGAGCUAAUGGUCGAAAGAAGCCGAAGGAUAAUGACGCGUGGAUUGAGAGCAGCGAGGAGGACGAGGAGGAAGAAGAGGAGGAGGAGGAAGAGGAGGAUGUCGAUUCUGACGAGGAGCCUGCGACGAAACCGCCUUCAGCCCCUGCCUCCACCAGCACCCACACCGCCAAACCACCGUCUGAUCAUGGACCUGAACAGUCCCAGUACACUCAUUUGCGGCCGCCCAGGACGCUGCCUCAAAUUCCAGGAAGCCGACCUAAAUCCGCCGAACCUGAAGAGCUCCCUCAACGUCGCAGUGCUCCUGACCAGCAACAUUCCGAAACUGCUAGGCGCACUCAAUACGACGAAGGCACGCAGAUCCGCUCUCAAGCCGAUUAUCUACAAGUCGCCCCUGCUCGUCAGUCAGUGUGGAGUCAAGUUCUGGAUCCUGGACGUCCUGCUGUUCUCUCCCAGGACCGUGAUACAUUUGUGCAACUGGAGCCCCCUUCGCAAACCAUGACGAAAGCUUUCACACCGCAAGGUUUGCUUUCGGCGGGUAUUCAAGACAAACAGGAUCGAUCUGCGAAACGUCAAGAAGAACUUGCACGCGAAAAUGGUGCCUCGCUCAUCAAUGUUCCCAACAAGCCUCCGCCACCACAGACUGGUCUACUGGGCGCUAUCACUGCUCAUGAACGAGAACGAAAGCGCGAAGGCGGCGUUGGAGCUGCAUUGACUGAACGUGAGCGGGAAAAGCGUAUGGUAGAGGAGAGGCAACGCAAAUUCGACGAGCAGCAGCGUCAACAGAUGGAGAUGGGUUCGAUAUAUGGUGGACAAUUCAACGGGUUCAAUCCGAUGAUGAAUCCGAUGAUGAUGGGCAUGAUGGGCAUGAACCCGAUGAUGACAGGGCAGGGGAUGAACCCAAUGAUGACCGGUCAAGCCAUGAAUCCGAUGAUGACUGGCCAGGGUAUGAAUCCGAUGAUGACUGGCCAGGGCAUGAACCCGAUGAUGGCCGCUCAGGGUAUGAAUCCAAUGAUGUCCGGUUUUCCUGGGAUGAUGCCCGGUUAUAAUCCUCAGCAGAUGUUUGCUGCACAACAGGCUGCUCAGGCAUACCAACAAGCUAUGAUGGCGUUCUCCGUUGCUGGGUCGCAAGUUGGAGGUGAUGGUGGUGUAGGAGUUCCCCAGCAGCUGCUCAAUCCCAUGAUGACGGGUGGAUUCGAUCCUCGCAUGUCGAUGAUGGGUAUGCCGAUGAUGGGGGCACAGGUGCCGUCGUUGGGUAUGCAGGUGACAGGCAUGUCAAGCUUCGAUCCGCGAUUCACGCCGAACAACGGUCUUCAAGACCUAAAUCUCCAGCCACCUAGCGCGCUUUCUGGUUCACCAAAACAGUACGCUUCGAACGCAAGCUCACCUGUUGGCCGUGGAUCUCCACUUGCCAGGACUGUUGAUCCUCCUUCCAAUCUUGAACUACCUCGCAAUUCUUCUCGUCCGACCAGUCCAAAACCUUGAUUUCGUUCUCGCCGUACACUACUUACGAUUUUUAUGACUCUCACUUACUCUACAUCUUUAUACCAUCCUCAUGCACAGCAGUUACCUUGUCCCGCGAGAUAUUAGUUGUUAGCUGAUUACUCCUCCGUUCGUUUUAUGCAUUCAGUAUCACGAAAUACAUUUUGGACUUCGAAGGUAUAUCAGGAAUAGAACGGACUUGAAUUUCCUCUU